AUAAGAGUAUGCUAUAUAGUGUUAUUAUUACAUAUAAAACCACAGGUUUAAAACCUCUAUCCAUAACCCUAACUCCCGCUUAUUUCUCUCUCUCUCUCUAACUUCUUCGCCGGCGCCGCCAUGGACGGAGGCCACUGGAGGUGGCCACAACCACAACAGCGACCGCCAUACUACUCACAACAACAACCUCUAAACUCUAAUUAUCUCUACCAAAACCCUAACAGCUACUUUCAAAGCCCCGUCGCCUUCCAACCCCAGAACGCCCCCCACCACCAAUGGCAGCAGCCUCCUCCUCCGACUUUCCCUGCCGCCAAUUAUCAGUUUUCUGCUCCCGCGGUCCAGUUCCAUAGUGCUCCUCAGAAUCGGGAUAAUAUGAUUGAGAAGGUUGGUUACGCUGUUGAGAAGGCUCGCAAAGAUUUUAUUGCUGCUGGUAAAAGCGUAUCGUCGUGGCAGGUUGCUCAGGCUGCGAUUUCGGCUCUUAAGAUUGAUUCGUGGUUGUCUUUGGGGUUUAGGAUGCAGGAAGUUCCGUCGCUUAAUAAUAUUAUUCUCGUUGAAGGAAAGAUAAAUGCAUUUAUCCAUUGCUUUGUUGCUGUGCGGAGAAUUACUUCUGUGUAUGAAUUGGAACAAGCAAUCUGCCAGCUUGAAGGGGUUGCUAAGUUUGAUGAGUUGGGAUUGGGCCCUUUGGUUCGACACCCUCUUAUAGUUUAUUACUUCUCGCUUGAUCCAGAUACAACUGAAGUUUUUAAGAUAACAUCUAAAGAGUUGAUGUCAUUGCUUUUCCAAUAUCAAGUUAAGUUUACUAGUAAAGGUAUUCAGGCUGAUGAUUUUUUGAAUUUCAUUGCUGAGAAAAAAUCAGUUGCUACGAAGGAAGAGCUUGGCAUAAGAGUUGAAAGCUUGAGGUUGCAUACAUCUUAUAUCGUGAAGGCCAAGAGGUGGGAAAAUUCUGCACUAACCAAACUUCGAAAGCAUGUGAAGACCGAUUUUCCCAAAGAAAAUAGGCAACUCCUUCGAUCCUUGCAGAAAAAAGAACUAGAUGAACGUUUUAAUGCCAUUUCUGAUCGUGUUGAAUCGUUUUCUUCUGUACAUAAGGAUUUUCGUGGCAAGCACACUAAAUUCGUAUCAUCAAGCUCAGAGGAUGAAUUUAGUGAUGGUUGUGUUUAUGAAGAUGAUAGUGGCGAUGCUACUGACAUCUCAACACGUGUUAAAAGUUCAGACCGACCAAGUAGUUGUCCUUACCCGUCUGCAGCUGAGGAGAUAACACGGCUUGGGCUGAAAGGUGAAACUAAAGAGUACAUGGCUUCAGCUAAUACUGUCCACAAGCACUGUAACAGUAGUGGAGCAGUUAAAAAGAAAAGAAAAUUUGAAGAGCUAAGUUGCAACAACUCUGAACCUGCCAAAUUAAGAAAGAUAAAGAAGGUAGGACUGGAUGUUCUUGUAAAUAAUGGGAAGGGACCCAAAGAGAGUAGCGAUAUGGAUGAAGAUGAUUCUUCAGCCACUGAAAAUGACUUUUCAGUUACCGAUGAUUCUUUGAGGAUGUUCAUUGCUAUUUGGAAGGAUAGAUGUCGAGGUGUUAAUGUGGGUCAGGUUUUAAAGCGGAUGCUUCGGUUUUAUAAAGCGAAAGAUCGGAAGAAGAUGAUGUCUUUAUGUUCAUGUUAUCCAUUCAUUGGAUUAUUAAAUGUUGCUGUUUCAUCUAUCAAAUUAGGAAUGUGGGAUAGCAUUUAUGACACUGUGCAAGCCAUUAGCAAAUAUGAAACACUAAAGCCUCUUAUAAAUGAUAAUGUCGAGUAUGAGAGCAUAAGCGUUGAACCAAGAAACGAUGUACUAGUGACCAGUGAACAACAUGCACGGGGUGUUUCAGUUGAAGAUAUUAUCAAGAAAGUCACUGCUUAUGUCAAGCUUGAUCAUGAAACCCCUAGAAAUAAUGAUUCAAUUAUUGAGAAAAGGUAUAGCAUUUUGAUAAACCUUUCCAAAUGUGAGCGUUGGGUUACAGACCGAUUUUGUGUCAAGGAGUUUAGAUCCCUUGGUUAUGGGGAUUUUCUACUUUUUCUAGAAAAAUAUGCGUCUUUGCUACCACAAGAGCUGUGCAAGUUGAUAACGGGUGAUGUAAGUGAAAAAAGUCCUUUGGAGGUUCGGAUGAUGCACCAGCAAUUGGUUUUUUUACUGUCACAAGCUUCCAAUAAUUUGUGGGAGAAUGGAAACAUAACCAAGCAGGAUGUAUCUUCACUUCUUAUGAGGCAGUUCCCAUUUGUUAGUUUCAAAGUUGUAGCUAAUGGCUCUUUGGAAGAUUUUCUAAGCAUGGAAAUGAAAGAUAAAGGCUGUGUAAUUUCUAAAUCUGUCAUAUUUUCUGUCACAUUAUCUACAAGAAAUGUUAUAGAAUCAUCAGCCAAGAACAAAAAUGACUUAUUGAAGAGUAAUUCUACGAGAAAUUCUGAUGACCAAGAUGUAAUAACCUGCAACUCUGUAACGAACAAAGAUGCAAUCGAAGUCUUACUAAAGGCACCAAUGUUGUCGGAUCUAACAUUAUGGUCACAUUGGGACCUUUUAUUUGCUCCUUCACUUGGUCCUCUUGUGCCAUGGUUAUUGAAUGAAGUCAAAACGGAUGAAUUGUUGUGCCUGGUGACUGGAGAUGGGAAGGUGGUUCGAAUUGAUCCUUCAGCUACUGUUGAUUCAUUUUUGGAAGCAGCAAUUCAAGGAUCAUCUUUCCAAACAGCAGUCAAAUUCUUAUCUCUGUUCUCAAUCGUUGGAGGGGAAAAACAUGUUCCCUUUUCCCUCUUGAAAUGCCAUGCAAAACAUGCAUUUAAAGUAAUCUGGAAUAAUUCUUUAGAAAAUGUGGAGUCAAAUAGCUGUGGAAACUUCCUUUUUAGUGAAGGGAGAAUGGCUAGUGAAGCUAUGCCGACUAAUUCUGAUAGCAAGUUACAAAGUAACUUGACCAAAAUGAACGUAGCUGUAUCUGCUCUUUCAAGGUUUGUCCUUGAUUGCCUUCGUUAUCUACCCUCGGAGUUUCGUUCUUAUGCUGCUGAUGUAUUCCUUUUCGGGAUGCAACCUGUCACCAAAGAUGCUGCUUCAGCAAUUUUAUGUGAAUGCAAGCAAUUAGAACAACGUCUCAUGCUUCAUGAAGUAGGUUUAACUCUUGGCAUCAUGGAGUGGAUUAAUGAUUACCAUUCUCUUUCUUCCAAUGAGUCUACUGAUUUGUAUCGGUCUGGGGAUUCAGAAGUAUUUAAUAGAAAACCAGGUUCUGUACAUAAGCAAGAUGUCAUAAGCCAGUUUCCCACAUCUGAUGAAGGGAAUAAGGAUGAAUGUGUUACAAUUGGGGAAAACGAGAAAAGCAGAAAACAUACUAAAGUUGCUUUAAAAAAGAAAAGAAAACAUACUAAAGUUUCUGCUGUGGCCAAGGAUGCAGAAGUGUCUGGCUCACUACAAAUUUCUGAACUUAAUGAACAUGAAGAUGCAGCUCUUGUUAUUGAAUCUAUCAGAAAAGAUGAAUUUGGCCUGGAUUCAAGCCUUUCAAACGCGGACAAUGGCAUGUUAAAGAAGCAGCAUGCUCGCUUAGGAAGAGCGUUGCAUUGUCUUUCUCAGGAAUUAUAUUCUCAGGAUUCACAUUUUCUUCUUGAGCUGGUUCAGAAUGCUGAUGACAAUAUCUACCCAGAAAACGUGGAACCAACACUGACAUUUAUUCUUCAGGAUUCAGGUAUUAUUGUUUUAAACAAUGAGCGUGGUUUUUCUGCCCAGAAUAUUAGAGCAUUAUGUGAUGUUGGAAGUUCAACAAAGAAAGGAUCAAAUGCUGGAUAUAUAGGACAGAAGGGUAUUGGUUUUAAAUCAGUAUUUCGGAUUACGGAUGCUCCAGAGAUCCAUUCUAAUGGCUUUCAUGUCAAGUUUGAUAUAAGUGAGGGGCAGAUUGGUUUUGUUCUGCCAACAUCCAUACCUUCUCGUGAUCUUAACCUGAUUAGCAGGCUGGCAUCUAGUGGCAGUGAUCGAUUAGAUAUUAAAUGUUGUAGCACUUGCAUUGUGCUUCCUUUUAGGUCAAAGUUAUCUGAAGGAACUGUGGUGAAAAACAUUAUCACAAUGUUUUCUGAUCUUCAUCCGUCCUUGUUGCUUUUUCUUCACCGGCUCCAGUGUAUCAAGUUUAGAAACUUGCUUGAUGACUCACUGAUUGUCAUGAGGAAAGAAAUCAUGGGCCAUGGUAUUGUUAAUGUCUCACAUGGAAAUGAGAAAAUGACAUGGUUUGUUGUGUCACAAAUACUUCAGGCAGAUUUUAUUCGUUCUGAUGUUCAAAUGACUGAGAUUUCAGUAGCAUUUACACUGCAGGAAUCAAAUGAUGGCGGUUAUAGUCCACUUCUUAGCCAACAGCCUGUAUUUGCAUUUCUUCCUCUCAGAACAUACGGCCUGAAGUUUAUACUUCAGGGUGAUUUUGUUCUUCCUUCAUCUAGAGAGGAAGUAGAUGGAAAUAGUCCAUGGAACCAGUGGUUAUUGUCAGAGUUUCCAGGUUUGUUUGUUAAAGCUGAGAUAUCGUUUUGCAAUCUUCCAUGUUUUAAAGAUAGUCCAGGCAAAGCUAUAUCUGCUUUUAUGAGCUUUGUUCCUCUUAUUGGAGAGGUGCAUGGCUUCUUUUCCAGUCUUCCUCGUAUGAUUGUUUCGAGGUUGCGUGUGUCAAAAUGUUUACUUUUGGAAGGAGGUAGUGAAUGGGUUCCGCCAUGUAAGGUUUUAAGAGGCUGGAAUGAGGAAGCUCGUUCUAUUCUUCCCGCUGAUUUGCUUCAUGAACACCUUGGCCUUGGUUUUUUAGAUAAAAAUAUUAUUCUAUCAGAUCCCCUUGCUAGGACCCUAGGUGUUGAAGAGUACGGACCCAAAAUUCUAGUUCAAUUUAUGUCAUCCUUGUGUCGUAAAGAAAGUGUCCUAAAAUCAAUGGGCUUGAGCUGGUUAUCUUCUUAUCUAAUUGAACUCUAUACAAUGUCAGUCCAUUCUGGGCGAACUGUACUAGAUGCUGAAGUAGAAUCGGAUUGCAUAGAUAAUCUCCGAAAUAUUUCUUUUAUUCCACUUUCAAAUGGUACGUAUAGUGCUGUAUCUGAUGGUACAAUUUGGCUGCAUUUUGAUGGCUCAACCUCUGGUACUGAUGGUGAGUAUGGAAUUGAAUCUUUUCCAAAUCUAUAUGCAAGACUUCGAAUCGUAAAUCCAGCUCUCCUAACUGCAUCAUCUGUGGAUAGUUCUCGUACUGAUUUGACUGUAUCUGACAAACUUUCCAUGAUGCUUUAUAAAAUUGGUGUCCAACGACUGUCGGCACAUGAAAUCAUCAAGUUGCAUAUUCUUCCAGCAAUAUCCGAUGAAACUAUUAUGGAUAAGGACAAGAAUUUGAUGACAGAAUAUGUUUGUUUUGUAAUGUCCCACCUAAAUUUUGGUUGCCCUAAUUGCCUCGUCGAAAGGGAGUACAUAAUUUCACAGUUGCAAAAUUCAGCCUGUAUUUUGACAAAUUAUGGUUUUAAACAACCAUCCAAAGAGUCAAUUCAUUUUAGUGAAGAAUUUGGAAAUUCUGUCAAUGUUAAUAAGUUGAUUGAAGAUGUCAAUAUUACAUGGCAUGAGGUGGAUGUCUCCUAUUUGAAGCAUCCAAUAACCAAAACACUCCCUUCUGGACUAAUCAAGUGGAGGGAAUUUUUCCAGGGAAUCGGAGUCACGGAUUUUGUCAAAGUUCUUCAGGUUGAGAAGAGUGUUGCAGAUAUAUCUCCUGCUCUAUUCAAACAUUUCAUGUCAGAAGGAGAAUUAAUUUCCCAAGAAUCAAUUGUUAAUGAUUGGGAAUCUCAUGAGUUGGUGAACUUAUUAUCCUUGUUAUCAACUGGUAGUGGUAACAGAACAAAUUGUGAAUAUCUCUUGGUGGUUUUUGAUAAAUUAUGGGAUUCUUGCUUCAGCGACAAAGUGACGGGUUACUGCACUAACAAAUCUGGUCUAGAUAGUAAGGCUUUCAAGUCUACGUUUCUAAGCACCAUCACUGAUGCGCAAUGGGUUGUAUCAACCUUGGAUGAUAAACUUCACUAUCCAAAAGAUUUGUAUUAUGACUGCGAAGCAGUGCGCUCUGUUCUUGGCACAUGUGCUCCUUAUGCUUGCCCAAAGGUCAAGAGCGAGAAGUUGGUUUGCGACAUUGGGUUUAAGACCAAGGUUACACUUGAAGACGUUCUUGAAAUGUUAGAAGGAUGGAGGUCUAACUCCCCCUUCAUGGUCAGCAUAACACAAAUGUCCAAAUUGUAUAAUUUCAUUUGGCAUGAAGUAGCUGUUUCGAAGAAACUGGCAAAGAAAUUCUGCUCUGAGCCUUGCAUAUUUGUGCCAUACACAUCUAGUUCUAGACAUGAGGAUGUAGUAUCUGGUAUAUUUUUGUCUCCUGGUGACGUAUUUUGGAACGAUCCAACUGGAGCUAUGGAGCAAAUGAAAGAAAUGCUUCCUCAACACUCAUCCUCAAGCAGUGUGGCCUCUUCUCCUUUAAACAAAACGUUGUGCAAUAUCUAUCCUGGGCUUCAUGAGUUCUUUGUUAAUGUGUGUGGAGUGCAUGAGAAACCUCCUCUUCCUUCAUACGUUCAGAUUUUGCAGCAGUUAUCCAGUGUCGUGCUGCCACAUCAAGCUUCUAAAACAGUUUUUCAAGUUCUUGUAAAGUGGAGUGAAGGACUAAAUUCAGGAUUGACUACGAACGAAGUUGCUGACAUGAAAGAUUCUCUUAGCAAGGUGGAAUGUACAAUUCUUCCCACCUUACAAGAUAAGUGGGUGUCCCUACAUCAUUCUUUUGGCUUUGUGUGCUGGUGUGAUGAUAAGAAAUUAAAGAACCAUUUUAAGAAUUUGGACAAGAUUGUCUUUUUACACUUCGGUAAGCUGGGCAAGGAGGAUAAAGAAAUGAUGCAAACAAAAGUAUCUGUUCUCAUGAGAGCUUUAGGAAUUCCUGCUCUUUCGGAGGUUGUAAGUCGGGAAGCAAUAUGUCGUGGUGUAGCGGACUCCAGCUUUAAAGCUUCAUUGAUUAACUGGGCUCUUCCGUAUGCUCAGCGUUACUUAUCUGCUUUGCACACCGAUAAAUAUUCUCAACUUAAGCAGUCUGGUUAUGAUAAUCUAAACAAGCUACAAGUAGUAGUUGUUGAGCAACUAUUCUACAGGAAUGUUGUAAAGGGUUGUAGCAGUAAAUCGGAAAAGCGGGUUCAAUGUGACUGUCUUUUGCAGGGUGAUAUUUUGUAUGCAACUCCAGAAUCAGAUGCUCAUGCUUUAUUUAUGGAGCUUACUCGUUUAUUUUUCGGUGGAAAUCCUGAACUGCACAUGGCAAAUUUCCUUCACAUGAUCACAACCAUGGCAGAAUCAGGUUCCAGUGAGGAUCAAACAGAAUUUUUUAUUUUGAAUAGCCAAAAGAUCCCAAAGCUUCCCGAGGGAGAAUCUGUUUGGUCCCUUGUAUCUGAACCAACAUUGCCAGAGUGUGAUAAAAUAUGUGAUUCAGAAUUUGCUUCAAAGCUUAAAAGAAAAGCACCGAUAUCAUCAAAGUGGCCACCUUUGAAUUGGAACAAUGCACCUGGUUUCGACUAUGCUCGCGGUAGCGGUUUCAAGACACAGGCAUCAAUGGCACAGACCAGUUUUGACUCACAGAAGAUAAUGAUGGAUGAUUGUCAAAACAUUGACCAAACAUGUAAUGAAAUUCCGAUGUUAGCUGAGAACGGUUCGACCAAUGACGAUUAUUUGGCAGCAACAUCCACAGCUUUAAAUUUGCAAGAUCCCAACGGUUUAGAACAUUAUGGAAAUGUUAAUAAUCAACUGGGUUCUCAAUUCUCUAGGAGAGAUCAAAUAAGAAUUGGUGCACCCAAUGCUCAAGGAAUUUUGACAGGAAGGCUUGGCGAGCAACUUGCUUACAAUUACUUCGUUGAGAAAGUUGGUAAACAUGCUGUGAGAUGGGUUAAUGAACACAACGAAACCGGACUACCUUACGACCUGAUUGUCGGGGAAGAGUAUAUUGAAGUUAAGGCAACCAUAUCUCCUCGGAAAAACUGGCUCAAGAUAACCAUGAACGAGUGGAAGUUUGCGAUUGAUCAAGGCGAUUCUUUCAGUAUUGCACAUGUAGUUAUAUUGGAAAAUAACAUUCCAAAGGUUUCGGUGUUUAAGAAUCCAGUUAAACUGCUUUAUCAAGGGAAGCUCCACCUGGUUGUAGUGAUGGCUGAAAACCAAGAACUCUAAAUGGUUUCACUCGAAACGGGAAAGAGGUAUUUCGAUUUCUGUUUUCGCCUCUGAGCACCAACUGCUAAUUUUAAGUUUAUGUUGGCUCAGGUUAACUGUAGAGAGGAAAUGUAUAACAUUCUUGGAAUUAACCACUGGUGGAAGCUUUAAAAGGUAUGGCAGCUUUGUUUGUUUUCCAUGUAUUAAAUUUCAUUUCAAGGCUCUACUUUGAUUCCAUCUUCGGAUUAUUGGUUAUUCAAUUGGUGGUCGUUCCAUUCAUCUAGGGGAGCAUUUGACUCAUUUUCUUAUUGAGCGAAAAGUACGAAAUAAAUGAGAUUAAUCUUUCGAUAAAGAAAGAAAGUACUAUUCCAAUUCUUUUCCGAUACUUUCCAAGGAAAAUCCCGAAUUGGAUUCCAAAUUGACAGCAAAGUUUUGAAGAGUUGUAAUUUUAGAUAAUUUAUUGUCUUAGGCCAUGUGUAUAUCUUUGUUUACUAGUUUUUAUUAUUUGUUUUUUUUCUUACUUAGAUUCAUUUUAAUCAAGGCUAUAAACAAAUUUGCCAUGAAUUUGGCAUUCCUAGUGUCUUUUUUCCAAGUAGGCCUUUGUACAUUUUACUUACUGAGAUAUAUAGAAAAGUGUUAUAACUCAGAUGAAAUUACAGUACCAUUUAUUUGAGUUAGCAUUUUAAUUAUUAUUA
Cannabis sativa is the source of this 8849-nucleotide messenger RNA. Its product is annotated as protein NO VEIN. Gene Ontology annotation, biological process: leaf vascular tissue pattern formation; embryo development ending in seed dormancy; root development. The record is from RefSeq and is a predicted model, not a curated record. Gene Ontology annotation, cellular component: nucleus. The transcript has 13 exons. Bases 121 to 8175 code for a protein of 2684 amino acids. NCBI's taxonomy places the organism in Eukaryota, Viridiplantae, Streptophyta, Magnoliopsida, Rosales, Cannabaceae.